CAUGCGCAAUUUCUACGUGCGCGUUCACGAAUGAAUCCUGUGAUCUAUGCGUCAGCUGUCAAGCCUUACACACGCACGUUACAGUACUGCCUCUACGGAAGAUUUGUUUGGACAACGAAUGAAUCUGAAAUUCCACAGAGACCGGACCACUCAAAGUAUGGUGACUGCAAUAUUACUCCUAUCAAGCUGGACUAAAGCGACUCGGUGACAAGAGACUGGUUUGACACAGGUUUAUAUUAGUUAAAAAAAGAGAAAAAAGGGUGAAAAGGAUUUCUGGUUGCAACGUUGCAGACUUGCUAAUAACCUAGCCUCGGAUUUCUCCAACCUCUUCAACCGGCUUCAUUAGCUUAGCUAGCUAGCAAGCUAACAAGCUGUUGUAGCCUCACUUUAUACAUCGAUGGUUGUAGCUGCGAUGCGGUGGGAUCUUAUCUGGAGAUCUUUAAUUUUGUUUACAUUUUAAUUUUAGCACUGACUAGUAUGCCAUCUUGUGACAGCUGUUGCGAAGUAGUAAGAGCUUUGAAGUGACAGACGAGGAGGUUGGGGUUGCCUAGAUAGUUAUGAGCAGUUUCAACAUUACAACCAAAACGUCCACAUUAGGCUCUUCUUUGAGCACCGACGGUAAAGGUUCACUGGUCAGCGUCGACGCUACCAACAACAACAAGGAGUGGGAAUUUGGAAGCGAUGUGUUUUCGUGUUGUCACGAGAUGAGUCCAAUGGACGAUACGAUGCGGGCAGGGAUGUCCUCAGUCCAGUCGGGUCUGGACGGACACCUGCCGCUUCUACACGCCAGACACCACAGCACACAGGGCGGGUUGUUGUUGGACCUGAGCUCCCCGACAGCCUACCUUGACAGCAGCUCUCUGGAGUACAGCGACAACGACGGAAACAACGCUGGUCCGUUGUUCGAGAGGAGAAAGAGGUCCAGGUCCAACAGCUCCAGACAACGCUUCAACGAGGUGGUCACGGAGCUCGGUCCGGAGGAGGUGCGUUGGUUUUACAAAGAGGACAAGAAAACUUGGAAGUCCUUUGUCGGACAUGACUCACUUAAUAUUGAGCGUAUGUUUCGGAAAUACUGUGAGCUGAACCCUGGUGCAGCAGGCUCACAGGUCCGCGGUGGGGAGGAAGAGUGCGGAAAUAACGGUGUGGAGAGCAGGGGGCUGAACGGUGCAGUGCCGGUGGAGACGAGGACCAGCAGUGUGCACGGAGGCCGGGGGUCUUUGGAGACAUCCACCGUGUCCUCGGAUGAGAGGGACCCUGACAGCAUUGACAUCAACAUAGAGCCUGUUUGUGUUCGGGGAGGACUCUAUGAGGUGGAUGUUAAAGAGAGGGAGUGCAAUCCUGUUUACUGGAAGCAACAAGACCAUAUUCCAGUCAUGAGAGGCCAGUGGUUUAUUGAUGGUACCUGGCUCCCGUUAGAGGAAGAGGAAAGUGACCUCAUCGAGCAUGAGCACCUGAACCAUUUCCGUGGGCAACAAAUGCAGGACACCUUCGAGACGGAUUUGGUGGUCAGGACUGUCGAUAGCAAAGAUGUUCUCUCCCACCUGCCCCCUUUCUACCUCCCUUUUCUGUUCAAAUGGAGUGGAUAUCAGACGAGUGCUAAAACUACAUGUCACAAGCGCAAACGCUGCCAAGCUAUCCACAGUCUGAAGCUGAGUCGGACCCAUGUGGAUUGGCAAAGCGUGGAUGAGGUAUACCUCUACAGCGAUGCCACCACUUCCAAAAUUGCACGCACCGUCACGCAGAAACUGGGCUUCUCUAAAGCCUCCAGCAGUGGAACACGGCUCCAUCGGGGUUAUGUUGAGGAGGCCUCACCUGAGGACAGACCCCCUCAGACUACACACAUUGUCUUUGUGGUCCAUGGGAUUGGACAGAAGAUGGACCAGGGGCGCAUUAUUAAAAACACUGGAAUGCUGAGGGAGGGUGUGAGGAAGAUGGAAGAGAAGCACUUUUCAGAGCACAAUGACGAGCAUGUGGAGUUCCUGCCUGUCGAGUGGCGCUCCAAACUUGCACUGGAUGGAGAUACGGUAGACUCAAUAACACCAGACAAAGUGAGAGGACUGAGAGAUCUACUCAACAGCAGUGCCAUGGACAUCAUGUACUACAACAGCCCCCUUUACCGUGAUGAGAUUACCAAGGGCCUAACACAGGAGCUAAAUAGACUGUACACACUUUUCUGCUCCCGGAACCCCGAGUUUGAGGAGAGGGGAGGCAAAGUGUCCAUUGUGUCCCAUUCCCUCGGCUGCGUCAUCACCUAUGACAUCAUGACAGGUUGGGAUCCUGUGCGCUUCUGUCAGCAGGAGCAUCACACUGUGGAAGAGGAGCUGGACCUGCACUGGAUGUCCUAUGAGGAGAAGCAUAUUUUAGAGCAGCUACGGCUCACAAGGAAUAGGUUACAAGAGCUGGAAAAUCAACUCCUCACACUGGAGGCCUCUAAACCCUCAGCACCACCAGCCCUCAAAUUUAAGGUGGAAAACUUCUUCUGCAUGGGUUCUCCUCUGGCGGUGUUCUUGGCCCUGAGGGGGAUCCGCCCUGGUACCAGCUGCCACCAGGACCACAUCCUGCCCACCUCCAUCUGCAGCAGGCUCUUCAAUGUCUUCCAUCCCACAGACCCUGUGGCUUACAGACUGGAGCCCCUCAUCCUCAAACAUUACAGCAAUAUUGCACCUGUUCAGAUACACUGGUGUAGCGCCACUAACCCCACAUCCUAUGAGGAGGUCCGGCCUACCUUCCUGACCCCAGUCAAAGACCCAGCAUCUGACACUGAGAGCAUCCCCAGCCCGAGCACUUCUCCUGUCCUCGCCCGCAGGCACUAUGGAGAGUCCAUCACCAAUCUGGGCAAGGCCAGCAUAAUGGGAGCGGCGAGCAUAGGGAAGGGCAUCGGAGGUAUCCUAUUCUCACGUUUCUCCCGCUCCAACAGCCAGCCCUCAGUGUCUUUAGGACUUGAGGGAGGGGCAAACACUGAGGAAGAGGAGCAGAAGCGGACAGAAAGCCAGUCAGCAUACGGCCUCUCCACCUUGACUCGGCCCACCUCACCCACUACUGACACAUCAUUGGAGCUGGAGCGGCGCGUCGACUUUGAGCUCCGAGAGGGUCUGGUGGAGAGUCGCUAUUGGUCAGCAGUGACCUCUCACACAGGCUACUGGUGUUCACAUGACAUAGCACUCUUCCUGUUGACCUUCAUAUACAAGCAGAAGACAACACCCUCUGACCCAGCAGAAGAUACUCCGGAGCCAGACUGAAGCAGCACAUUCGUUACAACCCAUACGCACUUGAAUAGUGUCUUCUAACCCUGAAGGGGUAUGUCAUCUUUUUGACAAGACACAAAAAUAAACUUAAUUCAUUUAUUUUUCAUGCACAUAAGCAGCUCAAAUACACUAAUAUUUUUUUUUUUCCUAUAUCUCCCUGUGAUUCAGCUCUUUUAACACUUGGGAAUCAUUACAGACAAAGUGAUGAGACGUGCAUUUUGUCUCUUUUUGUGUAGUUUGUACACAAUUGUGCACCCUAAGGGUGACAGUGUUGGACUAGGAACCCCUAAGGAGGUGCACCCUUUGCCAGUAUGAACACAAGCUACAUAAAAACAUGGAAUAUGAGACUAAUAAGUGUGAUGCAUAGGACUUUCAUUCCCAAGUCUUCAACCUUAAACAGCUGCAGCCUGUUGAUAAAGUGUCCAUACAUUUCCUGUUAAUCAGUGCUUAAAUCUAGCCUCUCUCCCACAGACUCAUUCUGGAGCCUUGUGACACACUUGCCUGACCUUCAGUCACUGAGGCUUCAAGUUCUGUGUCUGUGCUUUUUAACAAACUUAACUAAACUUAAUUUUUUUUUAUCGUUACACGAAGGAGAGAGAAAUGUAAUUGUCAAAAAAAUAGUAGUUUUAUCUUUAAAAUAAACCUUUAGCUACUACAUCUCAAAAACUUGCAAAUGCAAUGCCUUUCAAAAUUAGCCAAAUCAUAUUAUUCAUGCAGAAUAUUUCAGUUUAGUUUUUCCGACAAAAACUUAGGGCAUUAUCCCUUUAAUAAUGUUCUGGAAGUAUGAAGAAAGAUAUAACAAACAUGCUAUUUUCAGUUUGUUUUGAUUCCUCUAUUAUUUUUUUUAUGUUCGCCUCUUUUUAACAUUGGUUGAUUCUUGAAAUAGAUAUGCACCAAAUAAAAACAUGAUACUUUUCUAUACUAAACAGUCAACUAAAACUAAAUUAUCUUUUGUGUUUAGUUAUCUGCAACUUAACAGUACAAUUUUUGUUAAAGUAACAGGGACCAAAUGUCUCCUACUAACAACAGUUACAGCUGAACAUCCUACAGGACAUCAUUAGUUUCUGUGUGACAUUUACAUUCACAGGUUUAAAACUACAAGAGGCUUGUAUCAUGACAUACAUAUCUACGCUCUUAAGCAAGUGCCGGACAUGUAUUGUUAUUUUCUUACACACAGUUUAUAUCUAAAAAUCUCUUGAUGAUGUAAUUUACAAGCCAAGAGGUCUCAGUCAAAGCAAUCAGUCAUUCAAAUUAAUUUUCAUGCUUCUAUAUUAAGAAAAAGUUAUGGAUAGAAUUUUUUUCUGUGCUAUAUCUUUAUAUUGAUAUCCAGAUGAAAUUGGUGGUACUAGAUGUAUUUUUUCUUAAAAAAUAUAUUUUUUUCAUAGCUCAUUUUCAGGCUCUUGUGGAUGGAAACCUGCAUCACAUCUUGGGAAAAAUGGGAUUUAAACUUGCGGCCAAAUAACAUUUAUGUGUCUAGCUUAUUAGCUGCUCUGCUUUAGUAAUGCCAAGGCUAAUUCAUACGCUAUGAAAAAGUAAUUGGCCUAGGGUAGAAGUAGCUUCUUUUUUAUUUUGAGGCUUUUGUGAUACAUUACACGCAAAAGUUAAUUGUAUCUCGUUUGCCUUUUCUUAUGACCAAUUCACACUUUCCCCUUUUGAGCAAUGGAUAGAUAUGUCAGUCUGUUUAUUUGUGUGAAAGAGUGGUUUCUUUAGUCUUAAAAACCUGUGUAUUUUCCAGCCAUUAGACGAGUUUUAUUGGCUAAUUGACACUCCUUGAAUAUUUACUCCAAAAAGAAACAAAUUUAGACAACUGGAGUCAACAAAUCAUACUGCUUUUCAUUACUCUUGCCUUAGGUUUGUCAAAGCAGUCAUAAAAAAAUGACUGCGGUAAUGAUGGAUCGUAGGCCUGUCAAAUGUGGUCCUUUUUAAAAACACGCCCAGUAAUGAUUAUGCAGAAGUUAAAAACUUAACUUGCAUGGUAUCAUAUUAAUAGUAAAUUGAUGUUGGAACAAGAAGACUUUGCAGAGUGCCAACACACAUCUAAGAAACUGUUUUUUGUUCUUUAUUGAGCAGAAAACCACUCAUGAAUGUUUAUGGAUUUCUAAUAAAAUCUUUUGCAAUGGAUGAAGAAAUGGAAUUGCCCUUAGAUUACUGUUUAUGGGGUUAGUUACAUGUGACAGACUUGAUUAUUGUCAGUGUCAAAUUUUCUUUGUGUCCUACUUGUUGUAAUAUUAUAGUUAUCAAAGAGCUUAUUUUAAUUUGCUAUGGUGCAAGCUGCUGCUUUACUGUUCCACACAAUCAAGGGCUGUCGUCGCCUGGUCCACCACUGAAUGGAAUCCACUUAUUAGCCUACUGACUGAAACCAGGCUGCCUUUCAGAUGACAAAAGGUGACCGAGAAGUAGUAUGGAAGCAGGGACAAAUGAGAGUGGGAGAGUGAUAUGAAAGUGAUGCUAUAUUUGAUCUGGUGGAGCUUGCCCAUUCAUCAGCUAUGAAUUGCACAGAAAUUAUGUAGAAAACAGCCCAUUUUGCUGAGCAUGUUGUACAUCGCAUCGAUAGAUGCAGAAAGCAAUUUUUACAUGUUACUUGGACGGCAGGCACGCAGUUGGAGAUCUUAGACAUGUAAUACAAAAAUACAAGUGUGUCAGUGCAGACACAGCAAAUAUGUAAUGUGGAAGUGUGGACAGACCAUCGUAACAAUAACAUUCGUGUCACUGCCAUUGUUUGUGAUUUGGCUGUGUGUUUCCAAAAUGUAUGUGAAAUGUGAACAUUUAUCCAUUUGAGCAAUUCUUGAUUCAAGCACAGAUUUUCAUUUGUAUUCACUCUGCUUGCUAAAAAAAACUAUCAUCUAAACUGGAGAGCAUUAAAGAAAACUUUGUCAAAAGACAUUGUACUUUUGACUAUAUGAGCAUUUAACGCACAGCAUUUUGAAUGAUGACAGUAUAUUUUUCUUGUUAAAGGCACCAUAAGCAUCAGGGAAAUGUCCACUGUUACAUAUUUUGUAGAUUCACUGUUGUUGAUGCCAGUUUGAAGCCAUUAUUAAGUAAAAUAAUUAAGCGCUGUCACAGGUGUGUUGUCAGUGUCAGUCUGUAAAAUGUUCCGAGGUCAAUAAGGAAGGGCCUGCAGCCAUAUGUAAUCAGUCACCAGGUGAGAAAGAGAUAUAAGCAUUGAAAUUUAUUGUGGAUGUACUGAAUGAAAUGUGUUACAUUUGUGUCAGUUACCACUGUUGCUCUAAAUUUGAAUGGAUGUCUGGGAAAGUGUUUUUGUCUGUCCUUAGAGCUGUGCAAUAACCCAUGCCUGUAAUGGAUUCUAACUGCCAUCCAAAGCACUGUAUUUAUUUCCUUUUAUUAAAGCAUUUCUUUUUUGGA
Siniperca chuatsi (mandarin fish) is the source of this 6608-nucleotide messenger RNA. It is a transcript of the gene ddhd1a, whose product is annotated as DDHD domain containing 1a. The record is from RefSeq and is a predicted model, not a curated record. The coding region runs from base 558 to 3239 and encodes 893 amino acids. Gene Ontology annotation, molecular function: glycerophospholipase activity; metal ion binding. The transcript has 14 exons. Lineage: Eukaryota; Metazoa; Chordata; Actinopteri; Centrarchiformes; Sinipercidae. Gene Ontology annotation, cellular component: cytoplasm.